Dermacentor albipictus is the source of this 12728-nucleotide messenger RNA. RefSeq names its product dynamin associated protein 160 (gene Dap160). The record is from RefSeq and is a predicted model, not a curated record. Gene Ontology annotation, biological process: positive regulation of Rho protein signal transduction. Gene Ontology annotation, molecular function: guanyl-nucleotide exchange factor activity; protein binding; calcium ion binding. Lineage: Eukaryota; Metazoa; Arthropoda; Arachnida; Ixodida; Ixodidae.
CACAAGCCGCAGUGGUUUCGUAUCAGCCGAAACAGUAGGUCACCUAAACCACAUUUAUGCAUACCAAAAUUUUUCUGUGUGAUCUUUCAGUGAAAAAACAUAAGAAAUUAGGACAUUGGUUGGGUUUGCGAAACCGUUUGUAGAGGCGUCGGCUGGAUCAGUUGAUGGGCGGUGUUUUUGACGGCGUUACAUGAGAUUUAUUCAUUCAUAGCAGCACAGAUAAAUGUGUCUACAGCGAGGACGUUUACCUGGCCCCUGGGCGAUGUGGCUCUGACGGAGGGCGCCGCUCGGCCCGUAUUGUUUCCAGGAUGUGAACUUCUGCUUGUCAAGCUGACUGCAUCAGCAACACAAUGGCAGGGUUCGAUCCCUGGGUGAUUCCGGCGGAAUCUCGGGCGAAAUUUGAUGCCCAGUUCCGUCAGAUGCAGCCUGCGGGAGGCUUUAUAACAGGUGAACAAGCCAAGAAGCUGUUCCUUCAAUCUGGAUUACCACCUGCAGUGCUUGCCAAAGUAUGGUCCUUAGCAGACAUGGAUGCAGAUGGCAGGAUAAACCAGCAUGAGUUUGCCGUGGCCCUGCACUUAAUCCAGAUGAAGCUGAAAGGCAUUGAGCUGCCAGCAACUUUGCCAGCUUCCCUCCGGUCGCCAACGACAUUCCCUACUGCAAACUUUGCUGCCGCCUUUGGGCCCCCACUUGAGUCCGUGGGUUCACCGGUGGCUCAACCUCUAGUCAACACAGUAGCUCCUGUUCCAGGUCCUGCCUUUCCCGUGGUGCCCUCUCCUCCCACCUUGGCUGGCACUCCCCAUCCGGCGCCACUGGGCAUUCUUCCAGGUGUCGGUGUUCCGCCCAAGCCACCGGCACCUGCAUUCGUGCCACCUGCUGCCUCCACGCCGCCUUCACUGACUGAGUGGGCAGUGCCGCAGCCUUCAAAACUCAAGUACACCCAGCUGUUCAACACGCACGACCGAAGCCGCAGUGGGUUUCUCGGCGGCGGCCAGGCUCGCACCAUUCUACUCCAGUCAGCCUUGCCUCAGCCUGUUCUUGCCCAGAUCUGGAACCUGUCAGACAUAGACUCUGAUGGGCGACUAACAUGCGAGGAGUUCGUUCUUGCCAUGCACUUGGUGGACUGUGUGAAAGCAGGGGAUGCGUUACCAGCCAAGCUUCCUCUGGACUUAAUACCACCUUCAUACCGGCGCAAGCGGUCAGACAGUGUCCAGUCCUCAGGUCCCAUGCCAGAGUUACUGGGUGCGCUGCCAGGUGAGAUGCCGCUCGACGACAAGAACAUGGCCACCUUUGAGGACAAGCGGAGGGCCAACUUUGAGAAGGGCCAGGCAGAGCUAGAGAAGCGGCGGCAGGCCCUGCUUGAAAGCCAGCGCAAGGAGCAGCAAGAAAGGGAACGCAAGGAGCGGGAGGAGCAGGAGAAGAGGGAGCGCAUACGACAAGAGCAGGAGAGGCGUCGUCAAUUGGAACUUGAAAAGCAGCUGGCUCGGCAGCGAGAGAUUGAACAGGAGAAAGAAGAACAGAGAAGGAAAGCACUGGAACAAAGAGAGGCUGCUCGGCGAGAGAUGGAGAGGCAACGCCAGCUAGAGUGGGAGAAGCAGCGGAUGCAGGAGCUGCUCUCCCAGAAGCAGCGGGAGCAGGAGAACAUCAGCCGGCUCAAAGGUCACAGGAAGGCCCUCGCGCUGCAGAUUGAACAAGUGGAGAACAAAAUUAACGAGGCGAACCAAAAACUGACAGACACAAAGAAAGGUGUUGCUGAGAUGAAAGCGUUCAUUGACGAGAUGAGAGUAGAAAGAGACACCAAAAUGAGGGAACUCAACGAAACAAGAUUGGAACUGAAGGAAAUCAACGACAAAAUGCUUCUCUUGAAUCAAGAGAAACUUAGCCACCAGGGCCGGUUGAAAACAAUUGGAGCCAACAAUAAUUACUCUCUCGCAAUGAACAGCUGUGGGAGCAAAGAGAUCAGUUUGAACAUGUUACGCUCAACGCUGGCCAGCGUUGAGAAGGAAGCCGAGCUCAAGCAGCAGGACGUCGACAAUAACAAUGCUCAGCUAAAGGAGUUAAAAGAUAGGUUAGCAGACCUUGUUCAGCAGAACGAGACAUUGAUGAGAGAAUUUACUCAGAAGAAGCAGCAAGUUCUAGCACUAAAGAAGCAGAAGAGCAGUUCCAUAACAUUAGAUGCCUGGAAUGACAACUCGGAGUUUGCAUCUGCAGAUUCAUGGCCAGGUGAAAGCACUCAGCCUGAGCCUUCCUCUGGUCUUGUAAAAUACAGAGCACUAUAUGCAUUUGAGGCACGAAAUGCAGAUGAGCUUUCGAUAAUGCCAGGAGACAUUAUCAUGGUGCAGGAGAACCAGCACGGGGAACCGGGUUGGCUCGGGGGAGAGCUACAGGGCAAGACAGGCUGGUUUCCAGAGUCCUACGUCGAGAAGGUGGUCACCUCGCCCACUGGUGGCUUUCCCGUGGACAGCAACCAGGUGGCCGCCGCAGCCGGCACGGCUGAGACUGUGCACAUCGUGGGAACCGAGAUGAAGAUGACCCUGGAAGGAAUUUCCGAGGCCCCGGAGAAUGGUCGCGAGCCGACACUGGACGAAGUGUCUGCGCCCGAUGUUCUGCAGCCCUCGGAGAACUCCUGCUUUACCCAGCUACCCCGGGGGGCCCCCAGUGUGGACACCACAUCUCCUGUGCCUGGCGAGGGAGAAACUGCCCCACAGGGCUUGCAGGCACAAGCUUUGUUUCCGUGGAGAGCGAAGAAGGAAAAUCAUCUCACUUUCAACAAAGGCGAUGUCAUUGCAGUCAAAGAGCAGCAAGACAUGUGGUGGUACGGUGAAUUCCAAGGAAAGCUGGGAUGGUUUCCAAAGUCUUACGUCAGACUCAUCUCAGGCCCUGUGAAGACAUUCAACAACCAGGUGUCGGAUUUACAAGAAUUUGGAGAUGUGCCUCCUGAACCCCCAGCAGAUUUCCCAGUUGCAGCCGAGGAGAAGUACAUUGCCCUGUAUGCAUACCAGUCUCAGGAGCCAGGUGACCUGAGCUUCAAUGCUGGUGACGUGAUCAGUGUCAGCAAGAAAGAAGGCGAGUGGUGGACGGGGACAUUGGCUGGCCAGACGGGAAUCUUUCCUAGCAACUACGUACGCCUGUACGAACCAGAAGUCAAGGAGGAGAAAGCAGCAUCUGCUGCUGAGGAAAUUCCUCUGAAUGCAACUUCCACAUUGCCGACCAAUGAAGAGUUGGGCUUCACUGGAGCGGAGCCAGCAAGACCGGAAACGCCACAAAGUGAUGGCAAGGUGAAGAAUUCCAAGAUAAUAAAGAAGCCAGAAAUAGUGUCGGUCAUAGCCCCUUACAAGGCGACUGGCCCGGAGCAGCUGACGUUGGAGAAAGGCCAGCUCAUUCAAGUGCGGAAGAAAACGGACAGUGGCUGGUGGGAAGGAGAACUACAGGUCAAAGGGAAGAAGCGGCAAACUGGCUGGUUCCCUGCUACUUACGUGAAGGUCCUGGGUGGAAGUGGCACAAGCAGCAGCCGAAACUCUCCUGUUCCUGCAACAUUUGGCUCCAGCACUCGUGGAGAGCAAGUGCGUGCCCUGUUUCCCUUCAUCGGGCAACAAGACGACGAGCUGUCCUUCCAGAAGGGUGAUAUCCUGGUUGUUUUGAGCAAGGAAGAUGCCUCCUGGUGGAAAGGGGAGAUUGCGGGCCGAGUCGGACUCUUCCCAGCCAACUACGUGGAGCCCCUCGACAGGCCAGUUGACAAAUGCGGCAGCCUGCAGGAGAUUCUGUUCAGCCCUUCGCUCAGCACUCGAGAGAAGAAGCGCCAGGGUCACAUCUACGAGCUCAUCUCCACGGAGGAGAACUACGUCAAGGACCUGACCCUCGUCAAAGAGGUGUUCUACCGCCCCAUGAAACAGUCGUCGCUGUUGUCCGACGAGGAGGUGAAGCUCAUCUUCGUGAACUGGCCCGAGCUGAUCAUGAGCAACACCAAGAUGCUCAAAUCGUUCAGAGUGCGCCAGCGAAUGAGCGAAGAUGGCGUCAUCGAAAUGAUCGGAGACAUUCUCUGCGAAAGCCUUCCAUACCUUACUCCGUACGUGAGGUUCUGCAGCUGCCAGGUGCGAUCCAUGGCCUUCAUUCAGCAACGGUCCGAAAACGACCCCCGCUUCAAGGCAUUCACCAGGGAAUUCUGCAAGAACCCGCGAACGCGAGGCAUGCCCUUCACGAGUUUCCUGCUCAAGCCCAUGCAGAGGAUGACCAAAUAUCCUCUCAUGAUCAAGAAGAUCCGCGAGUACACGGACGCGAGCCACCCUGACCGCGGCUACCUGGACGAGGCGCUGGAGAAGGCCGAGCAGCUGUGCACCCAGAUCAACGAGGCGGUCAAGGAGCGCGAGAACGCCGACCAGCUGGAGUGGGCGCAGGCGCACAUACAGUGCAACGGGAUCUCCGAGAGGCUCGUGUUCAACUCGCUCACCAACAUCCUCGGGUCCAGAAAGUUCCUCCACUCGGGAUCGCUCACCAAGGUGAAGAGCGGCAAGGAGCUGGUGGGCUUCCUGUUCAACGACUUCCUGCUGCUGGCGCAGCCGAUGCGCGACGUCGGCAGGGUCACCAACGUCUUCAUGUCCGACAAGGCGAUGAACGCCUCCUACAAGCUGUACAAGCAGCCACUGUUCCUGAACACGGUGCUGGUGGAAGACGGCUCGGACGGAGGCAGCCCGUCGGACGACACCUUCCAGAUAUCGGUUCCCGACGCCCCCCGCAGCGUCUUCCGCGCGGCCAACGCCAACGAGAAGCUACUCUGGGUCAAGAAGAUCAAAGAGGCGGCCCACAACUACCGCAACACGGAGGCGAAACAGAUGAAGGUCUCAGCCACGGCGCCGAAGCUCAGCGGCGUCGGCCGCCUGCUAGUUGUCGUAGUCGAAGGCCGCAACCUGAGAAGCGGAGCGGCGCACGGCCAGUGCGACCCGUACUGCGAGGUGAGCAUGGCCUGCCAGGAGCACAAGACGCACGUCGAGACGGCCACGAGCAGCCCGCAGUGGAACAGCUCCAUGCAGUUCCUCGUCAGGGACCUGCGGAGGGACGUGCUCUGCCUGACCGUCUUCAACCGGGAGCUGUUCUCGCCCAACGACUUCCUGGGCCGCACCGAGGUGCGCGUGUGGGACAUCGUCCAGGAGACCCGGCAGACGCGGGGUCCCAUCACCAAGCAGCUGCGCCUCUACGAGGUGGACCAGGGCGAAGUGGUCAUCCGGCUCGACCUGCACAUCUUCGAGUCGUGACGGCGUGCCUCGUGCCGCUUCCGGCGUCGCCCGCCGCCGGGCCCCUUCUUGCCGUCGCCGGGCCCUUUCUUGGCGUCGCCGGGCUAUUUCUUGCCGUCGGGCCCAUUGUUUUUUCGUACGUGCCGCCGCGGCUUCUGCGUGCUGGCACCCUGUCGAAGGCCGGCGUGUCGGGGCCGGAUAAUAGCCGAUGCCGGUAAUGGUGCUGCGGCGCUUCUUUUUCGCGCAAUGUGGCGAACGUCUCUCUCGCCAAGGCUCGCGCGGUCACGGUGUGUCUCCCAGCGUGAGUCGAAGCGUGAGUCUGUCCAGUGGGACGAUAUAGCUGAAAGUAAGUUUGCCCGCCGCGGCCGCAUACUGUGAACGCUUGAUUUCUCUACCGGUAUCUCGAGAGUCAAGGUAUCAUGCAGGAUUGGCGCAAGGAAGUUGGACAGCGGUAGCGCUGGCUUUGUCAGGGAGGCGUUAGUCCGGUGUCCCCGGUUGCGUAUAUAUUAGGAACCAUAUCCAUUGCAGCCACUGCGCCGAAAAUUCGCGUUUCCUUCACAUUCGGGCUAAAUAAGCGUCGCAGAACAUGACAUAAACGACGUUACGUGCCCUACAGUGCGCGGAUUCGAACCACCGACUUGCCUUUUCAAAGAAGGGCUGGUAUGAUAUAACGAUUCUAUUCCAAACCUAGUAAUUACUUUUCGCGCUUCGUCAGUGGUAUAAAAGCUGCGCUGUUCCCACGUUAUGACCGCAAUCGGCCGCUGGUGAACGGUGGACGAUGGAGAAAUAACAUUGGCCGGAAGGAAUAUCUUCGCGUUGUACCGGCCUGGAUGGGGUUCUACUGCACUACAGCAGCGAAUGGCAACGCGACUGUUCGCGAUGUUGAUAUUCGCGAUUGGAAAAAUACUGGGAAGUGCCCUGCCACAGAAGGGGCGCAGCAGACUGGCUGCGCUGGGUAGAAUUCGUAUAAACAAGCCUCCCGGUUGUACCUGAUCAUAUUUUGUUGAAGCGGUGGUUCUCGGGGGUACGUUAAUUAAUUGCUUUUUGAGGCACCGGUGGAUGCAAAACUUAUGUUGGGACCCUCCAGUGGUGACUGUUUGUGACCACCGAGCCUUCUACAGGGUGCCUGCACUUUUCCAUACGGGUGUGAAAACGAGAGCCCCCGCGUGACGUGGUCAUGUUCCGGGCAUUCAAUCAUCUAUCUUAGCUAUACUGCGCUAGGUUACGUAGGCCGUCGAGGCUGUAUGGCGAGUCUCAAAUAGCGAACUGCCCAAGGGCGCCUGUACCUGUGUCGUGUCGUCAUGUGGCGCCCGAAUGCAGUGCCUAGAAUAGCCAGUGCAGCAGGCGACAUGCUCACUCCACGAGAGCACAGUGAUCAUCUUCGACGUAGGACGCGCGUAGGCCGAGGUGAAUAGUUUUAGUGAAACUCUUCGGCGUAGUGUUACUUCACAGUGGUGCGGACCCUCAGCCAAUGUGCCGCCUGUUAUCGCGUGUAGCCCAUCGUGACCUUCACCUGAGUGCGCAUUUGGCCCUCUGACAUUACUGCAUUUGACAAAGAACGUUGGUGCAAUCUUGGACUAUAAAUGCAGUCGUUGCGUGUGCAGCUUCACAGAAAGAUAGUAUUGUUGAUUGCAACUAAAUAUGAGGAUUUCUGUCCGUUCUGGCGAACGGUCACGUUGGGCUACAUUUCUGUAGCAGACGGUACGUGCAUGUAUGUACAUGUAAGGGAGCUGGCACAGCUUUACCGAAAGUGAAUUUCUCAUCGGAAGUCUGGAACGCCGAAAAUAGUUGGUCCGACGAGUAAGACGUUUUGUGCUUUGAUUCUCUUUCGCGCCACUGUCAGAUACUAUAGUAUUCUGGGCAGCUCGACCAGAUGGGAAAAUUAGACAAAAUUGAAUCUCCUUGUGGGUCCUGCUCAAAGACCAGAGAAUAUUUUCCGUUCGCGUCAAGCGAAGAAAUGCCAACUAUAAAGCCGUGCGAGCUUUCGCUCGUAGCCGCAUGUAGCCGCGGCCAAGUAUAACGUGACUCUAGAUAUCCGCCUUAUAUGCACAACGCAUAGGCAUCACUCGUGGGUACUACGCGGAUGCGAUUGCAGUGACUCAGCCGAGAAUUGUUUAAUGGAAUUAUCAGCGCAGCGAGCCACUACGCAACAACGCGUCUGUGUAGUUGACGAGACCAUAUAGAAGAGUGAACGUAGAAAAACUCAAGCUUAGAAAGUAAGCGACGUAGCGCUACAGUUGGUGAAAAUUGCUGAGCGUCGCGGUUUUUCAAGGCGGGUCACUUCAAGCAGGAAGAAGCAGGAAGUAUAAAAGGAAAAAAAGAAAAGACGGUCAUAAUACGGGAUGGAAGCAAAAACCCACUCGACCGUCAGUGUGCGUUUCAAAGCUGCCUGUCCUUCCACGCAGUGCCCGCGAGCUCGCGUUGACUUUCGAACCCCGAUUCUGUGCGAGCUUUCGUGGUGUAUUUCGUACGCAAGAGUUUUUCGUUAUAACGGACACCAAUAAAAGGGCGAGGGAUAACGGGAUAACAGUGAGUGUAUACGCUGGCCAGUGACGAACUCUUCCCUAUGGGCGUAAAAGCUUUUCCCGAGUUCGGCCCCUGCGCUCUCUCGCGAGUUUACCGUACUCGAGACUCGAGUACAAGCUCACUGUAGUGCCCCGCGUGGCCGCGCUUUCGCAAGCGGGCCUACAGGGUUACCAAAUCUUCUAUGUUGUACCUGGUACGAACCCGUCAUCUUGCCUGUGCUAUGUGAGUAGAAAAUCACUGCUAAUUUUUAAACUUUUUUUUUAUGGGAGCGAAAUGGUGCACGACAGGAUGACGUCACGUCAUUGUUUUACCUGUCUGCCUUUAUUAUUAUUAUUUUUUGUCACGUCUUUUGUAGUGACAGCGGCGAUCAUUCUCUGACCGCGUAAGUUGUCCGUUUGCGUUCCGACCGGGGGCACAAAUGCCGUCAGUGCCGCUCACCGACGACACAAAUGCUAGUCUCAAGAGGCAUUCCCAUACUGCUGCAGCGGGUUUCGCGACUUUAUCAGAGCUUUCCCCGAGUGUUAUAGUUUUUUUUAAUCAUUGUGUGUGUUUGGAGCGAGAAAGUGAAUGAAGCAAGAUGUAUGAUUGCUUGUAUAGGGAACUGUCGGCGCAGUUAUCUGUCCUCAGUUCGAUCUUCGCCGCGAGGUUCGUUGAGAGGUGUCUUCUCUCUGUCCCAACAAUCAGUUCACAUAUGCUAUUUUCUCGUGUAAUGGUCGACUAGAUAUUUUUUCCUAAUUUCCUGCGGUAUAGCGGUUCUCGAGACUAUGGAGCAGUAGGCAACGGACGCAUGCCGGUUUACGGAUGAAACGCGUCCCGGAACAGCAGCGCCUAUGCAGCAGCGUCAAGUGAUGCUGGGAUCCCACUAGCUGGAGAAGUUCUUGUGUCUCACGUCUAAUCGCUCUGCAAAAAGCAAAGAUGUUAAAAAAAAAUCGCCUUCUUGGUUAUUCUGUCGUUGCCGACGAGUUUACGAAAUGAAAUGAAUUGAAUACAAUUGCUCAUAGUGGUAACAUUUGCGUGCGCGCGGUUUGGUUGAACACAGCGUCACAAGACGUCGCCGUUGACGCUUACAGUAUCUACUAAUGCGACUCCGCUAUGCGGUAUCUCUCUAUCAACUGCAUGAAGCUAGUAGAGAAAGCGUAUCCUGUUCUGAAGGACCCUCAAGAACAUGGUUUUGUGUGUGUCGUUCAACCUCGUCAUCGGAUUUCCGUAGUUUUUCCGUGUUUACAGUGUUUUGAAGCCGUUUUUGUCCAUUCCUGGAGCGGGAUGUGCUAGAUGUCUUCAGUGCGCGGCGUUGAAUAUUUGCUGAGGCCUUUAUCCGGAGCAGCGAAGUCUUCAUAUGGAGACCCCGGCGUGUCGCAGCAGCCUGUAAGUAAGGGUUUAAACAAGCCGUCACAUUAUUCUACCCGAGAGUCAAUUCUGUUAACUAAUAAUCAAGAUAUAGUUGAGUCCUCUCAUUGUGUGCACUGUUCUAAUUGGGCGUGGGUACAUGGAGUUCCGCUAUACAUUUGCGUGCGAAUGUGUGCUGCAGAAACUUCGUACCAAACAUUUAGUGCCGUGCAAAAGCCGACGGAUGCGGUCUGUCUUGUGCCACGAGUUUAAUGCGGUAGAGGGUUUUAUGUUAGCGGAACGGAGUGUCGAGAAAUUCGGGAUGUGUAGCUGACGGGAAUUCGGCUCGCUAAACACUGUCACCAGGAGCGAGACUACGAAAUUUAAUUCGAGGCAAAACACGAAACGAACUAGCAUUCCGCAGCGUGCGCAUAGCCGCGUUUAGUGUCCCCCCGUAUUGCGGUGGUCCCAUGUAGCCGCUGCGACUACAACGCUGUCCGUAGAAACCGUAACACGUAACCUUUGUCGAAAGAAACGUAGCUGCUAAGAGCAGACGUGUAGCGUCAUGGCUGUGCCUGUGGAUCUCGAGGAUGAGAACGAAAGUGACCCUCUAUCUCCAUGACCUUUUGGGCAGUGCGGUUGCCACAGAAAGUUGACCAGACGUCUGGGAGUUAGCUUGGCUAGUGCUUGCAGUAGCUUUAUUGCUGUUGGCAAAUGCUAUGUGUAUGGUUUUACAUGAACAUUUCUAAUAACUCGGCGCUUCAUUGCUUCAGCACCCAUUGGAAUCACAGGCACUACUUUGAUUUUUCUUGGACUUGGCCGUGGGCUUCGUUAAAGGGACACUAAAGCGAAACAAUAAAUCAGUUGUCUAAUGAAUCAUUGUUUGAGAACCCUGCAGACAGUCAUUUCAAAGAGAUAGUUUGAUUAUUAGAUGAGAAAAUGAAGGUCCAAGUAUCAGUAUUUGAAUUUCGCGCCGAAACCCCAGCGCCGGUACGUCAGUGUGACGUCAGGGAUUCCAAAGUAUGUUUUCGCAUUUGGGCCGCGUUGUCUGAAUAAAGGUUCCCGAAACUUGCCAUGUUUAAUAUUUGGUUCAUUUAGAACACAAUGUAGUCAAUCUGUACCGCCAUAUGUAAUUAGUAGGCCCUAGAAGAUGCCAUCAAAAUCCAAGACGUCACAGCCACCAGGUGCGGGAACUUGAGUAGGCGUCGCCACCCGUAUUUCGUUCUUGCGCUUUUUACGGCUUACCAAACGUCUUAUCGUUGUAAGAGUGGUGUUUUUGGUGCUGUAGAACGGUAAUUUACUGAUGCAGAAGAAGUUAUUUUUCACUUUAGUGUCCCUUUAAAGGGCAGCAGUCCUUUGUCAGAAGCUCAAAUUGGUCACUCAGGGUGGUCUGUUCCUGGAUACAUUGGCUGGGGUCUGCUGUGUCAUGCCUGGUUUUCCGGAGCACGGGUGGGUGACCAGCACUUUCACUAUUCAUAUAUAGGGUUUUGGAGAAGUGAUAAUUGUACAGGCGCCCUCAUUAUACGGUCCGACGAGCGAUCUGAUCACGCGUUGAGUGGCUCCAAAAACUUUUGAGGGAAGGCUUUAUCUACAUUUUGUCUUGCUUUGCAACGCCUGAAGGUUUUAGCUGUCUUGCCUCUGUGCCUGGCGAUGUUCCUUCGCAGCGAGUAAUACGCGCCGCGGCGUUACUGCGGCUAUCGCGUUCUUGCUGCUGCUCGAGAACGAGGUCGCUGGUUCGAUCCCCGGCCGCAUUCCGAUUGGGGCGAAACUCGUAACCGCCCAUGUUCACGCGCUUAGGUAGGUGCUCGUAAAUUGAACAGCCAAGCGGCAGUCAUCAGUCGGAUCGCCCUCCACUAUACGACCUCCCCCGAAACGCAGAUGUAGCGUUUACACGUAAAUUAUGAAUUCUUACGUCGGCGGAUGUUAAAGUUCAACGCCAAUUUUUAACUAGGAAUUUCCGUUUCGUCAAAUCGCCAAACGUUUAGCUUAUGUAAUUUAGGAUAGCAAUUGCAUUUGCUAUGGAUCAGUUGUAACGCGUCGCCUCGCGUUUUGGCGCAUUGAAGAAACCAGGAAACCGGUCGGAGCCUGAUCCAGCGUAAGACGCGAAAACGCUACGUGUCACCAUCUUUCCCACGCCCGUUGAACUGCUACAUUAGAGACUGCCGCAAGCAAAGUGUGGCAAUAUAUCGCAACAGAAAUAUGAAUGCAAUUCUCUAAUAUUUUACGUGGCGAUUGGACAUCUCUUACAUAUAGCAGAAGAACAGCGCGGUUUGAGCUGUAGCGUCACGCGCACAGCCAUUAGCACAUGCCGAUAACACGCGUUUCGUGGAGGGGACGCUUAGCGUCAUGGAAGCUUUACUCUCUCUCUUUCUCUCUUUCUCUCUUUCUUUCCGCCUAAUGUUGCCACCUUUUUUCCCGGAGGGCUGUUUACAUGGUAAGCUCGCAAGCCUUCCCUAUAGUUGAGGUCAGAGCGCGACACGGCCGUACAACGGCGUUGCGACUCGGCGCCACUAAAUGCGGCGGGGAUCGAAUUUGACUUUAAAUCAAUUUUACCUUGGAUGGCAAGUUGCACUUGUCACCAGUCGUCCACCUAAACGGGCGAUUGGUGACUUAUGUCGUCGGCACCGCGCGUAACAUAGACCUCUAAUUGUCAUCGCAAAUUCUUAGGGUUGCACGUUUAUGUCGAGGACCUCCAGAUUUUUUUUUCUCGUUGACGCAAUUUCUUUUGAAAUACGGUGAUACGAUCUCGAUGAUUUACUAAAGCUCGACGUAGUGGACGCCAGCUGUACGUAAGUGCGUCGUGGUAGCACUGGCCACUGCGUCGCGAAUGUGCUUGAAAUUCGCCUCCGGUGUGCGCAGCCCGAACUGUAAGGUAGUGCCGUUUAAUCGCAUCAGUAAGCAGCUAUAGCACGCUAAUAUGGUCUGCCUCCAUCCUCGCAAGCACACACUCACGUCCGCCUUAUUCCUCAGUUGUCAGGUUACUACCGAGGAAAAAAAAAAAAAAAAAGCUGCUGGGAUUGUGAAGUGAUGAUUGAACUCGGUGCUUCAUCCGGUAUUGUGCCAUCAUUAGCUUUCUUCUUUUUUUUUAGAGGGGGGAGGGGAGGAGAUGGCGAUGUGUCCGAUUACCUGCCAUGUGUGGUCGCGUACUGUAUCUUAUACCUUGAAUCUUCUUUCGCGAACGUGCUGCUCAAACGGCUGUGUUCGGGGCCUUUGACGCUGUGAGCGGUUGACACUAUACUGCUGUUCGUUUUCAGUUCAUCCUGUAUAAAGCAGUUAUGGGCAUACGUGAUUUGUGAAUUCUUUCAGUGUUGUCGUUCUUGAUUGUUUUACCUUUUCUCUUGUGCGGAGCCAUGUCAUAACGUUUCACUGCGCAUCAAAAGAUGUAUUUUGUGUUUGCUGUCUCAUCACAGAGUAUACAAACAUUUAUAUUUUCCGUUCGUUUUGUCCCGUAUGCGUUUUGUUCAUUUGUAUUACUUGUUUGUUCAGUACCAGUCGCGUACGUUGAAACUAUGCAAGAUUAUUUCCAAAGUGACCUUGAAUAAAGCGAUUGAAGAAACAGCUGAAGAUAGGUUUCGUUCACGUGAAAGACCACGUGACCUGUGGACCAAAGCUUUCCUGUACAUGAAAAAUAAACACGGCUUUUGUGGCGUA